UCCUCCACAACAUCAUUAUCCCAUUUCAAGCAGCAAAACAAGGAAAAAUACAAGAAAAAAGAAACCCACACAUAGACACAACCUUAAUUUAUCAGAAAUGGUCAAGACAGAAUCCAAGAUUUCAUCACCAUCAUCGUCGUCGUCGUCGUCGUCGCCGCGGCGAAACCCAACCUCCCAAUGCAAGAAGAGAUUCAAAGGAGUGAGAAUGAGAAGCUGGGGAUCAUGGGUUUCCGAGAUCAGAGCGCCCAAUCAGAAAACGAGAAUCUGGCUGGGGUCCUACUCGACGGCGGAGGCGGCGGCGCGAGCCUACGACGCCGCGCUCCUCUGCCUCAAGGGCUCCUCCGCCAACCUCAACUUCCCGACCUCCUCGCACCAGAAUCUGAUCAAUGUCGACAAAGACACGAUCAUGUCGCCCAAGUCCAUACAAAGAGUCGCGGCGGCCGCGGCCAAUGCCCAACUUCUAGAAGCUUCCAGAAACCCUAACCCUCCGUCGCCGAUGUCCACGUCUUCUACCUCGAGCUCGUCGCCCUCGCUGUCGUCUUCUUCUCCCAACUCUUGCUUUCGGAUCGAAGAAGACCACAUCUCGCUGUCGGAGGCCGCCGCCGGCGACUACGAGGUGCAGUUCGAGGAGCCGAGCAUGGCGGCGUGGUACAACUUUGAUUCCCCCAAGUACAAUGAGAUGCUUAAUGGGGUGUUUUUUGAUCCUUUGAUGAUGGAGGAUUAUUCGUAUGAAGAUGGCGAUAUUCGUUUGUGGAGCUUCUGUUGAAGAUUUGGAGGAAAAAAAAAAAUUGUUUAUGUUGUUUACUAUGUAUACUGCUUAUUUAUUUGUUCAUUCAUUGGAUGAUCUUCAGUUUAUUUCAUGAAGACAUUACUGACUUAGGCUGGGAAUUAUACAUAUAUAUAUUUUUGUAAUUGAUUGAAUUGAGUAUUUGGGUUUCAAUUCGCAGGAGAGUGACAUAAUUCGAUGCACUCUUUUAAGUGAAUUUGACUGUAUACUUUUGUAUUUAAUUGAAUUUCAUAUCAUAUACAUAUAUAUGUGGGCUAUAUGUUGCUUGUAACUCUACAUAAAUAUUGAAAGAAGUUGUGUUUUCUUGUGGCAA
Salvia miltiorrhiza (redroot sage) is the source of this 1100-nucleotide messenger RNA. Its product is annotated as ethylene-responsive transcription factor ERF014-like. Gene Ontology annotation, biological process: regulation of DNA-templated transcription. The coding region runs from base 98 to 766 and encodes 222 amino acids. Gene Ontology annotation, molecular function: DNA binding; DNA-binding transcription factor activity. The record is from RefSeq and is a predicted model, not a curated record. The transcript has a single exon. NCBI's taxonomy places the organism in Eukaryota, Viridiplantae, Streptophyta, Magnoliopsida, Lamiales, Lamiaceae.